AUGAGGGCUGCAGAUAGCUCUGAGACUGCUCCAAAGAGGCAGUGGGAAGAAGGAAGGGACCAUCUAGAAGCUGCAGGUCAUGUGUGUAUUCUGAAAGAUGCCUUUGACUUUGAAAAUCCAUCUGAAAUCUCAAACUUCAUCAAGGCAGAGAACCUGGAGGCGGCAGUGGCUCUGCAUCUGUACAGAGGAGGCAGACUUUUGCGAGGUAAUGGAAUUCCUUUUGGAAUCAUCUUUGGUGGAACUGAUUUAAAUGAAGAUGUUAACCAGGGAGAUAAAAACAAAGUGAUGGGAAAAGUCCUUGAAGAAGCCAGAUUUGCUGUCGCUUUCACAGAGUCGAUGAAGGAAAUGGCACAAAGACAGUGGCCGCAUGCUAAGGAUAAGAUCUAUGUCCAGAGUCAAGGAAUUGCAACAGUGCCAAACACCGCCUUUAACUGGAAUACUUUUCUUCAGUCUUCAGAGAUUAACCAAAGUGCUGACAAUCUACACAUGUUUCUCCUGAUCUGUGGACUCAGACAAGUGAAAGACCCUCUCUAUUUGGUGGAUGCAUUCUCCGAAUGGCAUCAAGAAGAGCCCAACGUUUACAUGGUUAUUGUUGGUCCUGAAGUUGAUCCAGUCUUCACAAGGGAAGUAAAAGCCAAAGUAAAAAGGACCCCUGGGGUACGGCUGAUCAGGGAGAUGGCUCAGGAGGAUCUCCAUGCGGUCAUGAAGAAUUGCUUCGCGGUGGUGAAUAGCUCUGUCUCUGAAGGCAUGUCAGCCGCAAUCCUGGAGGCAAUGGAUUUGGAAGUCCCGGUGUUGGCGAGGAACAUCCCCGGAAACUCUGCGGUGGUGAAGCAUGAAGUUACAGGAUUGCUGUUUUCAGACCCUCAGGAGUUUGUUCAUCUGGCAAAGAGACUGGUGAGCGAUCCGGCAUUAGAAAAAAAAAUCGUGGCCAACGGAAGGGAGUACGUGAGAAAGUAUCAUUCAUGGCAGGAGGAGAGACAGACCUACAGGCAGCUGGUCAGGACACUGGAGAGAAACACUGGGGACUAAGAGUACCUGUCUGAUGCUGUGAGAUGCUCAGCCGUGGGCGGAUACCCUUGCACAGAGCUCUGGGUGGGGGGCCUGGCCAGUACAAACCAAGCCUGGUUCACUGGAAUCGUAGAUCUAUCAGUCAUAAGACAAUUCAUCCAAAACCUUUCUGCUUCCAAGUAACAUCCCAGAUGUGCUUCUGGAUCAUACCUCAUGGAGAUGCAGUCCUCACUGGGGUGGGGGCAGGGCCACUGGUUUUCAGGGGAGUCAGGGAGAGAGUUGGAGUAGCUGCUUUAGGACUUUCCUAGGGACAAUAAGGACUUAUUUUGUAAGCCCUCACAGGGUAGACAUCGCUCUCCUGUCUUCUGAUGACCUGUAGCCCAUCCCUGCCUGCUCAAGGAGCAAAAGCAAACAUCUGACACGUCGGCUGAGAGGCUCCUGGCAGCAAUUUUUGACAUGGUACAGACCCUGUAGCCAAUCUGGGGCUGACAGAUGUCUGGCUGCGCCCCCAGGCCCUGCAGGUUUGCUUCCCUGAACACCGGAAGCAGGGCUGUGUGUAAUCAGUCGUGUAACUGUAAGAUAGCCCGGACCUCUCUAGAUAAGCAGGCAGCACCACCCCCACUCCCCCACCCUCUAGGCUCCACCUACCUCUGGUCAAAUUGGGGUGGAAAAUCAGUUGGCCCUAAGGCCGCAUCACCCAUGGCCUGCAAGAUGCUGGGACUGACUCUGGGUUCAGCAUCAUGCAGUCAGCCUCAGAGACCCAGCAGUGAGUGGAGAUGAAGUCACCAGCCUCCAGCCCAUCUCAGGACCGGCAUGUGGGUCCCAGUGACCUCAUCCAGCACGGGGCGAGUUUAACCAAGUGUCGCCAUCACUGACCACACCAGGGGCACCCCCAAACCCAGUGCUUCUUUUCCUCAGUGGCGGCAUUUGCCUCUGUUGGAUCCUGAAACCCCCUUUUUCCAGUGGACAUUCCGUGAUGACUGGGGGUGACACGCUCCGUUUCUUGUGUAAAGUUGGAAGCCACAGGAUCCAAAGGAGGAGAGGAAGCCAGAUCUGAGUCCAUCCAAGAAAGUGUUUCCUUAGGGCUUGUUCUGAUGCCUGCAGACCCUGGAGGGGGCAGGAAGACCCAUGCCAUCUUUGCUUCAAACUUCGAACAUCUUGGGCUUUUUUCUUUCCAACCAUCCUGUUUAAUAAACAGCCAAACCUAAAAGAGGAAGGCUCUGACUGAACACCUUAAACUCUGGUGCUGAUGACAUGGAGAUGAGAACAGCAUAUUUAUAGAUUCUGUCCCAUGUCAUUUCCAGUUUAAUUAUAUGCCUCAAUCUCACAACAGAGUACCUUCCCAAAGGCAGUUAUCUGGUAAACCUGCUCCUCAUGCCCAGGAUUCUCUAAAAAUACCCAUCACCAUCCUCCUCCUUUUUUUUUUUGGUGGCAUCUGAGGGUCACAAGAGUUGGGGCUCCCCUAUGGCCAUAGAGAAGAGAGGAAGGGAGAAACAGAGUCCAAACCCCUAGUGGACAGAUCCUUCUGAAUCUGGAAUCAGUGAUGUUAACCUAAGAAAAGGCCAAGUGUUGUCGUGGGCACUGACCAGGGAUGCUGCUGUUGAUAAAAUACUGGUCACUGGGAGUCUCUGCUCUCAUCCUGGUUGAAUGAUAUUGUAUGUGCUUGGCUCUACUGAACCUCAGCGUUGUUGUCCAUCCACCUCUUUAUAGAAACAUACACACAUGCCUCAUGCCCUUUGGAGAAGGGCAUGUUUUUAAAUGAAUAAAGUGUCACCAUCCGCUGUCCAGCAAGA
Odocoileus virginianus texanus is the source of this 2801-nucleotide messenger RNA. The record is from RefSeq and is a predicted model, not a curated record. Lineage: Eukaryota; Metazoa; Chordata; Mammalia; Artiodactyla; Cervidae.